AAACACUCCGUUUCUCUGAAAGCACGUGAUCAGAGGAAAACGUCACUGCCAGUUCUAUAAAUAAGCCAUUACCAAUUAUGUAGAGCGAUCAGACUUGGAGAACUCAGAGGACGCUUCAAACUAAGGAAAAUGUCCUCCUCGCUAAGUAGCUGUGAAAUCACCUCGGUUGUAGUGCGGGAAUCGGCUUUCCAAAUGUUUGGAAUCCCUAUGGAUGUUUUAACAUUUGAGUCUUCUUUAAAUCUGAGCGGGCUUUUUUCAAGUGCAGGAUAGCCGCCUCAGGUGUGUGCCUGCUGACCAGAAGAGGACCUGAUUGAUACCAUGAAGACGGCACUGUUGUUCGCAGUGCACCCUGUGCUGGGUGUGGUCGCGACUGCAGCACUUAUAGGCUACACAGCCUACAAACUCAGUAAGACCCAGGAGGGCUCUCACUGUCAGCGUCGUUCUCGCUCACGUUCUCCUAACCGCUCUUCUCCUAACCGCUCGUCUUCUCGGGAACAUGAGCUCAAGGUUUCCGCCCAGGAGGCGCUGGAUUCCAUUGGUUCCAGUCACCAGCUGCGGGGUUCAAGGGAACGAGCGGGCCGGGGCCAACACGUCUUCAACAACGGACUCCUGGAUUUCCACCGCAGCGUUCUACAGGACCUGCUAAACGAACUGGACGUCUAUGAGCAGGAACUGGUGGAGGACCUGCUGAAGGACAUCAGCGCCUCCCUCUCCCAACACGAACGCAACGCCAUCAGCAGUAUGGUGGUCCACUUCAGUUGGAAUGAGUUCUAUUUGGAUUACAAUGCAGAGGUGUUUGGCGUGUUUGUGCGGGAGCUCCGGAAAGCGCUAGUGGCAUACCUCAAGGCUUGUACAUCCGUCUACCACGGCGGAGACCGCGCACUCUGCAGGCUGACUGAGCGCGUGCGGUUCAUUGUUAACCAGAUAGUGAGGCAUGAGGUGUAUGUGGACCCACUGGCCCGCGAUCGCUGGCUGUUUCAGAACCCCGGCUGCGACCAGGUGUACCGUCAGGUCAGAGACGCAGUGGACAGAAUGUUCAAGAACAUCCUACAGGACUUCAAAAAGGUUUCCGAAAAGAUCAAGUUCUUUCGCAGGAGAAACAACUGGAACUGGCCGUAAUGGUCACAGAGAAGGGCUACACACACACACACACACACACACACACACACACACACACAUAUAAACACACAAACA
Molecule: messenger RNA, 1194 nt
Organism: Myxocyprinus asiaticus (Chinese sucker)
Lineage: Eukaryota; Metazoa; Chordata; Actinopteri; Cypriniformes; Catostomidae
Exons: 5
Coding region: 319-1119 (266 amino acids)
Source: RefSeq, a predicted model, not a curated record